UACAUGCACAACAACGAAAACACAUACAUUAGCCACCAAGGAGCUUCUUAACGUUAGCUGGCAAAUUAAACACUAUUUUUCAGGUGUUAAAAAGUGACAGCUCGUGCAGUGAGUUGACAAACGCGCGCACUUUGCAAAGUCCGCGACGUGUGGAUUAUUUGUUUUCAAUCCGUCUUUGAAUUAAAACGAGGCGUUGCUGAAGACAUCCCUUCCUGUUUGAAGUCCAGAACAGCCGAGGCACACAACUUCCAGCCGAGCCAGAAAAUGUUCCAGAAAUGAUAGCAGCGCAGGAUUUGCACACAGAGUUUCAGUUUCCUCCGGAGGCAGAGUCCCAGUUGUCAUCAGAUACUGACCUUGAGGAUCCUGAUGGCAAAAAUGCAAAAUCAGGAAAGGGCACGGCCGCCAAGAAAGGGAAGAAGGCCUUCGGAGAGAGGGCCAGAGGAGGGGGGGCCGGGAGGGUCCCUGCUUCUGGCUGGGUGAACGGCCACCAUCACGAGAAUGGGAUGGAGAACAUGACUCUGUUCGAGAUGAUUAAAAUGGGGAAGAGUGCCACACAGUCUGUUGUUGAUGACUGGAUCGAGGCGUACAAACAUGACAGGGACAUUGCUCUUUUGGACUUAAUCAACUUCUUCAUUCAGUGCUCUGGUUGUAAAGGUGCGGUGAGUGGAGAGAUGUUCAGGCAUAUGCAGAACUCUGAAAUCAUCCGCAAAAUGACGGAGGAGUUCGAUGAGGACAGUGGCGACUAUCCAUUAACUCUCUCAGGACCACAGUGGAAAAAAUUCAGGAUAAGCUUUUGCGACUUCAUCGCUGUGCUGGUGCGGCAGUGCCAGUACAGCAUAAUUUACGAUGAGUACAUGAUGGACACGGUCAUCUCACUACUCACGGGCCUGUCGGACUCACAGGUCCGGGCAUUCAGACACACAAGCACACUGGCAGCCAUGAAGCUGAUGACCGCCUUGGUGAAUGUUGCUCUCAACCUGAGCAUCAAUAUGGACAACACACAGAGGCAGUACGAGGCGGAGAGGAACAAAGUGGCGGCAAAAAGGGCCAACGACAGGCUGGAGCUGCUGCUGCAGAAGCGGAAAGAGCUUCAAGAAAAUCAAGAUGAAAUAGAAAACAUGAUGAAUGCCAUUUUCAAAGGAGUGUUCGUCCACAGAUAUCGGGAUGCAAUCGCUGAGAUCCGAGCUGUUUGCAUUGAGGAGAUCGGCACGUGGAUGAAGCUCUACAGCGACGCCUUCCUGAACGACAGCUACUUGAAGUAUGUUGGCUGGACGAUGCAUGACAAGCAAGGCGAGGUGCGGCUGAAGUGCUUGACUGCCCUGCAGGGCCUCUUCUACAACCGAGAGCUCAGCACUCGACUGGAGCUCUUCACGAGUCGUUUCAAGGAUCGCAUUGUCUCGAUGACUCUGGAUAAGGAGUACGAUGUUGCAGUGCAAGCCAUUAAGCUUCUCACUCUUGUUUUGCAGAGUAGUGAUGAGGUGCUGACAGCGGAGGACUGUGAGAGUGUGUAUCAUCUGGUUUACUCGGCACACCGACCCAUCGCUGUCUCAGCAGGAGAGUUUCUGUUCAAGAAGCUGUUCAGCCAUCGAGGUCCUGAGGACGAAGGACUUCCCAGGAGAGGCAGGCAGAGCCUUAAUGGUAGCCUCAUCAAGACUACUGUCUUCUUCUUCUUGGAGAGUGAGCUUCAUGAACAUGGAGCCUACCUGGUGGACAGCCUGUGGGAGUGUGGCUCCGAGCUGCUCAAAGACUGGGAGACCAUGAUCAGUCUGUUGCUGGACGAGCCCGUGCCAGGAGAGGAGGCCCUCACUGACAGGCAGGAGACCGCUCUGGUGGAGAUCAUGCUCUGUGCCGUCAGGCAGGCUUGUGAAUGCCACCCUCCAGUCGGCAGAGGCUCAGGAAAGAGGGUGCUGACUGCCAAAGAGAAGAAAACUCAGCUGGAUGACCGGACACGGAUCACAGAGAUGUUUGCUGUGGCUCUACCUCUGUUGCUGGCGAAGUACUGCGUUGACAUUGAUAAAGUCACCAACUUGCUACAAAUCCCAAAGUACUUUGAUCUCGACAUCUACACAACUGGACGGUUAGAGAAGCAUUUGGAUGCCUUGCUGCGACAAAUCUGGGAGGUUGUGGAUAAGCACACAGACACGGAGGUCCUGGAGGCCUGCUCCACCACCUACCACUAUCUCUGCAACGAGGAGUUCACCAUCUUCAACCGCGUGGACAUCGCUCGAUCCCAGCUGCUCGACGAGCUGGUGGACAAGUUCAACAGGCUCCUGGAGGACUUCCUGCAAGAGGGUGAAGAACCAGACGAGGACGACGCUUACCAGGUUCUGUCGACACUGAAGAAGAUCAGCGCUUUCCACAAUGCACACGACCUCUCCAAGUGGGAUCUCUUCACCAGCAACUACAGGCUACUCAGCACGGGGCUGCAAAACGGGGAUAUGCCGGAACAGAUUGUGAUUCACGCGAUGCAGUGCACUCACUAUAUUAUCCUGUGGCAUCUUGCGAAGGUUUCAGACGGCGCUUCAGUGAAGGGUGACAUGGUGACUUUAAGAAAGCAAAUGAGAGCUUUCUGCUUGAUGUGUCAACGUUACAUCAAUACUGUCAACACAGCCGUCAAAGAACAGGCCUUCACCAUACUGUGUGAUCUGCUCCUCAUCUUCAGUCACCAAAUCAUGUCGUCGGGCCGUGAGCAGCUGGAGUCUCUGGUCUACACGCCAGACUCUUCUUUACAGGCAGAGCUGCUCAACUUCAUCCUGGAUCAAGUUUUCAUUGAUCAGGAUGAUGACAGCAACAGCACAGAUGGACAGCAGGACGAUGAAGCCAGCAAAAUUGAGGCUCUGCACAAGCGGAGGAACCUUCUUGCCGCCUACUGCAAAUUAAUCGUAUACAAUGUUGUGGAAAUUGACACUGGAGCAGAUAUAUUUAAACAGUACAUGCGGUAUUACAAUGAUUAUGGAGAUAUCAUUAAGGAAACAAUGAGUAAAACAAGACAAAUCGACAAAGUGCAAUGUGCAAAGACCCUCAUCUUGAGCCUGCAGAAGUUAUUCAAUGAGAUGUUGUCUGAGCUCGGCCUCAGCUUCGACCGCUCGUCGUCCGCCUUCUGUGGAAUCAAGGAGCUCGCUCGACGCUUCUCGCUCACCUUCGGUUUGGAUCAAUUGAAAACCAGGGAGGCUAUAGCCAUGCUUCAUAAGGAUGGGAUCGAGUUUGCUUUCAAAGAGCCCAGUCCCCAAGGAGAAGGCAGUCCGCCGCUUAAUCUGGCAUUUUUAGACAUCCUGAGCGAGUUCUCGAGCAAACUGCUUCGACAGGACAAGAGGACGGUUCACAUGUACUUGGAGCGAUUCAUGACAUUUCAGAUGGCCCUGCAGAGAGAGGACUGCUGGCUGCCCCUCAUCUCGUACAGGAAUUCCCUCCAGGCUGGCGGAGAUGACGACACAAUGUCCGUCAUCAGUGGGAUCAGCAGUCGAGGGUCCUCCGUCAGGAGUAAGAAGUCCAAGCCAGCUGCUGCCAGCAAAAGAAAACUGCCCGAAGCAGAAGAGAACAGCUGCAGCAGCAGCGAUGCGGCCUGGCUGAACCGGGAGCAGAGCGCCCAGACCCCCAUGAUGAUGCAUUCGCCGCACCUCACGUCCACCGUGCUGCGGGACCCAAAGAAGAUGAGGCCCGAGGACGGCUACGCAGCCGCGCAGUUCACAAUGCCCGUCGAGCAGCAGCAUCAGCAACCCAUGACUCCCCAGCAGCAGCAGCAGCCACACCAAGAGCACCAGGCUCCCAUCGAUUACAACACCCAGGUCACUUGGAUGAUAACGCAGAGACAACAAGCCGAGGCUCGGCAGCAGCAGGAGCGGGUCAGCAUGCACUACGCCAAGAUGAGGAGCCACAUGCAGCAGGCGCUUCGCCGAGGCUCCGGGCUCAUGGAGGACGAUGAGGAGCCCAUCAUGGAGGACGUGAUGAUGUCGUCUGAGGACCGGCUGGAAGACAUCAACGAGGGCAUGGACUUCGAUACAAUGGACAUCGAUUUGCCAGCAUCAAAGAACCGCAGGGAGCGAACUGAACUAAAGCCAGACUAUUUUGAUCCGUCUUCUAUCAUGGAUGAUUCGGUUCUCAAUGUGUCGAUGUUCUAACAUGAUUUGGGGAAAAGGACGAUGUGGCCUCCAAACCUUCUGGAGAUGACGGACUGCUUCCUGUGAAAUGGACACCAACGUUUGCCUCUUUAACACUUUGUUGCAACAUAGAAGGAGAGCUUGAAUUAAGAGUUUUAUUCUGCUAUUUUGGCACGCCGGACUUUUGUCAUACUGCAGGGGAAAAGUUUGUUUUGCUGGAUCGGAGUCAGGAUCUGUUUGCAGUGGAGCAUUUUUUGGGUGUGUGAAAAGUGCCAGGAUGGAUGUUUUGUGGCUGUUGCAUGGUGAUCGGACUCUCAAGUGGCAGUAAUCCAAGCCAAUGUUAUAAACCUUUAAACUUUUAUAUUUAAAUCAACUGAAAAUGUAAAUAAGUAGUGGCCAAUAUAGAGGAGAAGUGAACAGAACUUUAAGAUCACAGGAGGAUCGAAUCUACAGAGCCUGACAGAAAUUCAACUUUUAUGAAGCUGUUUUGUUGUUCACACCACAUUGGCUCUGAUCUUUGUCUCAGACGUUUUAAUCUUAUAGCCAUACUUUUACAAGUUUGUCAGUGGAUCAGAUCAUGGCGAGGUUUCUCAAGGCCACGUACGAUUGGAAAGGUGUGAGUGAUGUUGCCUUCACCUGCUGUACUAAGCUGUAGAUCCUGGCAUGGCAUGUAGCCAUAUAUAUUAAAAAAGAAAAAAAAAACGAUAAACCUGUACACAGUGGAGUAUAAUGUGAACCGGCGUGUCAACCUGUUCAAAGGCCUUGCCACAGAUGAUAUACAGAAUUCUGAGAUUUCUUUGUGAUGGUAUUUUUUAGAAACAUGCGUUCUGCUUUUAUAUCUUAUAGAUGACUUUGAUUUAUAGACAUUUUGUAACGACAAUCAAAUGUAAAUGAAUGGUUUCUAAUAGUGUUAUUUCGCAUAGAUACUAAAGUAAUCCUUUUUAACGGGAACAGUUAUGUUACUGUAGAUACGGCCAGCUCCGAUGUGGUGAUCGGACUAAUUGAUCACUGCGUCUGAAAUUAUUUUGUAAUAUCGGGAGCAUUCAUACGAUCGUUCAUGAACUCUACACGUAAUCUCUCUCAUAUAUGCUGACCAGUUCUUCCCACUGUAUACUAUCUAAUAAUAUCUAUUAACAAAGACAUGUCAUUAUUACUAUCUUUAGAAGAAAGGUUUGAGAAAAUGGUGGAGAAAGUUGUGUGUCGUUUGUUUUUGUUUUUGUUUCUUUUGGGGGGGGCAUUAUCGGUUUGGUUUACCACUGUUGCGUGUAUAAAUAUUAUAGAGCUAUUCUAAAUUACAAAGUUUUACAGUACUUUAGUCAACCACGAUACUAUCAGAAUUGUAUAUUAUACAAUUACAAAAGUGUAAUAUAUUGUGCAUCGGUGCUUAUUUUAUAUCUGCAGUUUCUGGUGUGGACUUUUUGGUCAUGGUUAAAGAAAAAGAAUGUAACUCUUUAAUCCUACUAACAGGGCAUAUUUGGUUUAGUAAUGCAUUGUUGCGAUAUUUCUGUUUAUCUAUAAGCCUGGUUGGCAAAUCGAGAUUUUAUGGAAGGUGUGUUCAUACCGUAGCUAGAAAUAAAUCCCUCAGAUCCUCUGAAUGUCACUGUAAAACUAGAGAAACAGACAGCAGCACAUUCAUAGCUAAUCGAGCUAGGCAAAUAAGAACAAUACAUCUUCAAAUUGCCUGUAUAUUUACAUAAAUCAUUUCAUCUGGGAUCUAUUCUGUUUUGCAUUGAACUGCUGAAAUGUGCAUACAUCUGUAUGUUUAUAUACAUAUUUAAAUAUUUGCAUAUAUUAAAUUUUGUGUUUCUAUCCCAUUUACAAAGUGCCGAUUGCAUCCUUUAUUGUUUGUAUUUAUGUCUGGAGAUGUAACAUGAACAGAAUAAACCAUCUACAACUGUG
Salarias fasciatus (jewelled blenny) is the source of this 5996-nucleotide messenger RNA. RefSeq names its product cohesin subunit SA-2-like. The transcript has 34 exons. NCBI's taxonomy places the organism in Eukaryota, Metazoa, Chordata, Actinopteri, Blenniiformes, Blenniidae. Gene Ontology annotation, molecular function: chromatin binding. Gene Ontology annotation, cellular component: nucleus; cohesin complex; chromatin. The record is from RefSeq and is a predicted model, not a curated record. Bases 276 to 4118 code for a protein of 1280 amino acids. Gene Ontology annotation, biological process: sister chromatid cohesion.